ACACACACACACAAACAAACACACACACUGCACACUUCAUGUCUCUUGUCCCUCUGUCACCUUGUCUUUCAAUCCCUCCCUCCCAGACCAGACAGAGGAGGGGAGGUGGAGUGCAGAGACACAAAAGAAGAAGGAGUGAGUAGCUACUGCAUGCCUUCAAGGUGAAGGAGAGACAGUCAAUGAGUGAACGUGAUAUAAACUCACAGGCUGUGAACUGAUUCAAGUACGACACAGGAGGAGUUGAAAAGAAGAAGAAAAAAACUGAUUUUGAAGCUGUUUCCUGUUUGGAUUUGUGGCAUCAAGGGGUGAUAAUAUUUGUGAGAGGCACACCCCAGUCCUCCAUUGUGUGACACUCCAUCAUGGUGGACCUGUUUGUUGACCGGGUGCUGGUGAAGAACAACACGGACCAUGAUGAGCUGGACACAGAACGGGAGAUCGUCAUGCGCCUGCAGAACCGCAUCCUGAUGCUCUGCUUUGCGUCUGCUGCAUGUGAGAGCUGCCAGCAGUUUGCUCCGACGCUCACAGACUUCUUUGAUCGGUUGACAGAUGAAUUUUAUGUUGAACGCGGUGCUCAGCUUGUUCUCCUGUACAUUAGUUUGGACCAGUCAGAGGAACAGCAAGAAAGCUUCCUCAAAGAGCUGCCCAAGAAGUGCCUGUUCCUGGCCUAUGAGGACCCCUACAGGAGAGAGCUGAAGGCCAUGUUUAACGUGGAGGAGCUGCCCACAGUGGUGGUGCUGCGGCCCGACUGCUCCAUCCUCAUCCCGAACGCGGUGAAGGAGAUACUCUGCCGUGGCCCAGACUGCUACCGCAACUGGCAGGAAGCAGCAGAGCUCAUCGACAGGAAUUUCAUGAUCAGCGAGGACUCUGAGGGAAAGUCCAUGCGCAGCUUGAGUGACCCUGUGAGAAGACUAAAGUACAAGGUGGAAGAUAAGAAGAAGAAAAAGAAGAAAAAGGCCAGAGGGUGGGGUGGAGAUGGAGAUAAAGAUGCAGAAGUGGACAGAGGAGCGGAUGGCAAGGAUGGAGGCGGGUCAUUAUGGUGAUGGGUACAACACUGUGGGUUUCCCCAAAAGUUACCAUGACUGGUAAUAAAAUGCUUUGUCACGAGGUGCAAUGCUGAUGCUGCCAAUGUAACACAGUUUUACCAAACAAAACCCUUUUUACAGCUCAAUGUCAGACAGUGCUGGCAUUUCAAAUCGAGCAUUACUGUGGCUAGAUUUGCUUUUCUAUAGUGCCAAGCAUCUUCUGUGGUCUUACCACAAACACAUUGCCUGUAUAAGUGGGUGUGGAUAUGACAACAAUCAAUACAAAUCUAACGUAAAA
Messenger RNA from Etheostoma cragini (Arkansas darter), 1320 nucleotides. RefSeq names its product nucleoredoxin-like protein 1. The transcript is spliced from 4 exons. NCBI's taxonomy places the organism in Eukaryota, Metazoa, Chordata, Actinopteri, Perciformes, Percidae. Gene Ontology annotation, biological process: photoreceptor cell maintenance. The coding region runs from base 360 to 1040 and encodes 226 amino acids. The record is from RefSeq and is a predicted model, not a curated record. Gene Ontology annotation, cellular component: mitochondrion.